AUUUUCAUAACUAUCCUAUCUCAAUCACUAUUGAUUAGUUUUUGUAAUUGAAUCCAAAUAAUUCCCUAAAGUCAAUUCUUCUCUGGAAUUAAUCAAUAUCAUUAAAUUGAUUGGAUUUAAUAACUUCAACUUCAACUUAUAAAAAUUGGUAAUAAAAUUCUUUAUCAAAUCAUUAAUAUUAGAGAAGAGUAGAAAAUAAAGAAUCACAACAAUGUCGAAUACUCCAGGUGGUGAUGUUUUCACCACUGAUUUGAACGCUCAAUUCGAUAAGGCUGAUAUGGCUUGGAUUGGUGUUGCCGGGGCCUUGGUUUGGAUUAUGAUUCCAGGGGUCGGUCUUUUAUACUCUGGUUUAGCCAGAAAGAAGCAUGCUUUGUCUCUUUUAUGGGCAUCUAUUAUGGCAGCAUGUUUAACGUGUUUCCAAUGGUUCUUUUGGGGGUACUCAUUAGCUUUUGCUAAGGGUUCCUCUAAAUUCUUGGGUAAUAUGGAUUUCUUUGCUCUUAAAAAUGUAUUAGGUUCGCCAUCUGCUGUUACCACAUUACCAGAUAUGUUAUUCUGUUUCUAUCAAGGUAUGUUCGCUGCUACUACUGCUAUUUUAAUGGUUGGUGCUGGUUGUGAAAGAGCAAGAUUGGGUCCUAUGAUGGUUUUCCUUUUCAUUUGGUUAACUGUCGUUUAUUGUCCAAUUGCUUAUUGGACUUGGGGUGCCAAUGGUUGGUUGUAUGACUUAGGUGCUUACGAUUUCGCUGGUGGUGGUCCAGUCCAUCAAAACUCUGGUUUUGCUGCUUUAGCUUAUUCCUUAGUUUUAGGUAAGAGACAUGAUCCUUUAGCCAGUGGUAAAGUUCCAAAAUAUAAGCCUCAUUCAGUUUCUUCUAUUGUUUUAGGUACUGUUUUACUUUGGUUCGGAUGGUUUGGUUUUAACGGUGGUUCCACUGGUAAUGCCUCCAUUAGAUCUUGGUAUGCUUGUGUUAACACCAAUUUAGCUGCUUCUUGUGGUGGGUUAACUUGGAUGCUUGUUGAUUGGUUCAGAUUAGGCGGUAAAUGGUCAACUGUUGGUUUAUGUACUGGUGCCAUUGCUGGUUUAGUUGGUAUUACUCCAGCUGCUGGGUUUGUUCCAGUUUAUACUGCUCCAAUUUUUGGUGUUAUUCCAGCUAUCGUUUGUAAUUAUGCUGUUGAUCUUAAGGUUAUCUUAGGUAUUGAUGAUGGUUUAGAUGUCUUUUCUUUACAUGGUGUCGGUGGUGCUACUGGUGCCUUCUUAACAGGUAUAUUUGCUGCCGAUUACGUUGCUGCUUCAGAUGGUUCUGUUGCUGCUGAUCCAUCAGCUCAAAUUGCUGGUGGAUGGAUGAAUAGACAUUAUGAACAAUUAGGUUAUCAAUUGGCCGAAAUUUGUGCUAUUGGUUCAUGGUCAUUUGUUGUCACCGCCAUUUUAUUAUAUGUCAUGGAUAAGAUUCCUUUCUUAAGAAUUAGAUUACAUGAAGAUGAAGAAAUGUUAGGUACUGAUUUAGCUCAAAUUGGUGAAUUUGCUUACUACGACAGUGAUGUUGAAGAACAUUAUAAGAACCCAGAAGAAAGUCCUUAUGUUAUUGAACCAAUUAGAUCUACUGAAGCCAGAAUUGCUAAAUUAAAGGCUGUUGCUUCUACUAAAGAAGCUCAAGAAAUCGAAGGCACUACCGUAGAUGGUAAGGGUUCUUUAAGUCCAGAUAAUGGUACGGUUAGUGAUGAUUCGAAGAAAUAAAUUAACUGAUCAAACUCGUGUUCUUUUAAUUCAAAACAUAAAAUUCGCAGUAUAAUUUAUAUCUAUAAAUAUCUAUUUACUUUCAAUUCUUCUGUUACAAUUAGUUUAUUCAAUUCUUUG
Messenger RNA from Scheffersomyces amazonensis, 1849 nucleotides. It is a transcript of the gene MEP2, whose product is annotated as ammonium permease. Bases 212 to 1729 code for a protein of 505 amino acids. The transcript has a single exon. The record is from RefSeq and is a predicted model, not a curated record. Gene Ontology annotation, biological process: ammonium transmembrane transport. Gene Ontology annotation, cellular component: plasma membrane. NCBI's taxonomy places the organism in Eukaryota, Fungi, Ascomycota, Pichiomycetes, Serinales, Debaryomycetaceae. Gene Ontology annotation, molecular function: ammonium channel activity.